This is a messenger RNA of Spodoptera littoralis (African cotton leafworm), 1302 nucleotides long. The record is from the annotation of a GenBank genome assembly. NCBI's taxonomy places the organism in Eukaryota, Metazoa, Arthropoda, Insecta, Lepidoptera, Noctuidae.
AUGAAAUUCCUAGUCGUGGUGACCUUACUUGCUUUGGCUUAUGCCAAGCAUGAAGAAUAUAUUGGAUGGAAAUCCUACUAUGUAGGAGUCACCACUACAGAACAGUCUGAGGCAUUGGGACCUUUGGUUGAGAAAUAUGAACUGGACUUCCUAUCUCACCCGCUCCUGAACCGUGAAGGAGUUGUGCUGGUCAAACCUCAACACCAAGCAGGUUUUAUCAAGGAGAUCGAAGCUGCUGGCAUCUCUUACAGAGUUCAUGCUGAUGAUUUGAAAAAGGGGCUGGAUUACGAUGACUAUCUUAUCGAGAUGCAAAAAAGGUCCUCAGCAGCCAGGAAUGGAGGUCGUCAGCUUCCUUAUGACAAUUACCAAGAACUCGAAGUGAUUGACGCGUACCUAGACUACAUUGGUGCUGAAUACCCUGAUAUCGCUACCGUCGUGACCGCUGCUGAGUCCUUCGAAGGCCGUCCCAUCAAGUACGUCAAGAUUUCAUCCACAAACUUUGAAGAUGAGAGCAAACCCGUCAUCUUCAUUGACGGAGGCAUUCACGCGAGGGAAUGGAUCUCUCCUCCAACCGUUACCUACGCGAUCCACAAACUGGUUGAGGAUCUGACCGAGAGCGACCUUUUGGAUAACUUCGACUGGAUCCUCCUGCCUGUAGUCAACCCUGAUGGAUACAAAUUCACUUUCACCAAUCAACGAAUGUGGCGUAAGACUCGUUCCAUCCACCCUACUAUGCCAACCUGUGUUGGAACUGAUGGCAACCGCAACUACGACUUCUUCUGGAACACUGUCGGUACAUCCUGGAAUCCUUGCAGCGACGUCUACCCUGGCACUCAAGCCUUCUCAGAAGUAGAAACCAGAGUAGUCAGAGAUAUUCUUCAUGAACAUUUGGCUCGUACGGCUUUGUACCUUACCAUUCACAGUUACGGCAGCAUGAUCCUGUAUCCUUGGGGUCAUGAUGGUUCCUUGUCCCACAAUGCCCUUGGACUCCACACUGUUGGUAUAAACAUGGCUGCUGCUAUCCACGAUAAAGCUCUGUCUAACUUCCCAAGAUACGUCGUUGGAAACUCAGCUCUUGUUCUUCGGUCGUUCAUUUCUGGGUCUUCGGAGGAUUAUGCGCAUUACAUUGGAGUGCCUCUAUCCUAUACUUAUGAACUGCCUGGCUUUGGUUGGGGCACCCAGGGUUUCCACUUAGAUCCUCGUUUCAUUGAACAGGUCGUUCAAGAAACCUGGGCGGGUAUUGCUGUAGGCGCAAGAAGAGCUGGAGAAUUGUUUGUUGCUAAAAAAAUGGCUCAAGUUUAA